Gryllus bimaculatus (two-spotted cricket) is the source of this 600-nucleotide messenger RNA. The record is from the annotation of a GenBank genome assembly. NCBI's taxonomy places the organism in Eukaryota, Metazoa, Arthropoda, Insecta, Orthoptera, Gryllidae.
AUGGUUACGGUGUUUUCGAAAUUAAGUCUAAUGCACCUUUUUCCUACCGAAAGCUAUGAUGGGGAGCGGACACGCGCCGCCAUGAGCGAGCUGCAGGCCACUGUGGAGUUCUCCGUCGAGCUCUACAAGUUCUUCAACGUGGACCUCUUCCAGCGCGGGUUCUCCGACCCCUUGAAAAAAAAUUGCCGCCCUUCAGCUCCUAAGGUUAUUGAUCAAAUGAGUGGAUGAUAGCGGUAAGAAUGAGGCCAAUGGAGACAGAGAAGAGACAGGGGAAGCGGGAGAACUCGGAGCAAACCUCCCGAGAACUCGCUUUAGCAACCACAUGGGCUGGCCGGUGAUCGAACCCGACCCCCAGCGGUGGAAGGCGGAUGCUCUAAUCAUUGUCACGAUCCCAUCCCCGAAUGUUGAUACAGAUAAAAUCGCUAAAGCAGGAUUCGUGCUGGCUUCAUUAUUCACGAACACUCGAAUCUUUAUAUAAAAAACUGUUAUUAGCUCCUACUCGUCUGCGGUCGUAAGUCGGCGGGAGAAGCCGGUAAAAAUCAAGAAUCAUCAAAUUUCUAGAAAGAAACAGAAAAUUAGAGCUGAAUAAAUUAUAAUUUU